This is a messenger RNA of Cucurbitaria berberidis CBS 394.84, 714 nucleotides long. RefSeq lists its product as uncharacterized. The record is from RefSeq and is a predicted model, not a curated record. The transcript is spliced from 2 exons. Lineage: Eukaryota; Fungi; Ascomycota; Dothideomycetes; Pleosporales; Cucurbitariaceae. The annotation marks the transcript as partial.
CUCCUCGAAAACAUCCUCCGUCGUGCAACACCAAGAGCACAAUACGCCGCAUGGAAGGUCUGCAUCGCUUGGCGCGAUAUGGUCGCAUACAUUCUACGAUUCCAAUUCCGCUCCUGUUAUCCCUGCUCCCCUGUUGACUAUGGUCAGAUAAUAGACCCGGAUCUGCAGUGGCUGCAAGCGUCGGAAGAAGAAAUUGCAGGUCUGGAGGAGAAUGUGAACAUUAUACGACAGGAGACAUACCCGAAUUGCUCACAUUUCUUCUUCCCUGCUCGACUCGUGCAGGCACCCAACGUCUCGGAGGAUACGCUCAAUUUCAUCGAUACAGUAUUUGAGAGCCGAUUCGUACUGGAUAUGACAGGAUUUCCUCUUCAACACGAACGGCGGUGGUUCGACCUGAGCCAGUUCGUGUUCAACCCCUACUUCUUGGAUGUGUUCGGCGAUCAUUUACAGCUGAAACUGGGUAGGUGCGAGGUUGUACUGCCGCCCAAAAUCGGAGAUUUUGCUUUCCCCAGCUCGCUUAGGGAACCCGUCCUUGGGGAACUUAUCCGGUCUAUGUUCCUUACGCAGCCGCCCUGCAAAGCGCUCGGUGUCUACAUGCCAACCUUGAGUUCCAGAGAACUGGAAUUAGUAACUAGAGUCCGCAAUAUGAAGCGCGAGGCCUGGCGCCAUGACGGGUUUCCAAACUUCAUAGUGCUGUUUGAACAGAAUGAAGAU